AUGAACAUGGACAAGCUGGGUGAAAUUUUCAGUAGCACCGUUGGAUUGAUGCAGAAUGCCGUGCAAGGUUUGGCUCAGAGAAAUUCCACGAUAUAUAAUUUACUAUACAUGAGUGACAAUAUGCAAAACAAGGGUGACUACGAGGAGCUCCUUCCGAAUGAAAUGAAGUUUAACAAGCAGCAAAUUAUAAAAUGGGUACUGGGGGCCAUUCUCCUCUACAUCCUCGUCACCAUCCUGUCGUAUAUUUUCGUGAACUACAUUUUGUUCUACGCAGUGAUCUUCAUCGUCGCGGCUGUUGCAAUCAAAUUUUACUUUUACUAUCAGCAAAAUGACGAGACUCCGUUGCUGCAGCAGACGAAUUACCACCACUUUGAAGCGCACAGCAUUUGA
Plasmodium cynomolgi strain B is the source of this 390-nucleotide messenger RNA. RefSeq lists its product as hypothetical. The coding region runs from base 1 to 390 and encodes 129 amino acids. The record is from RefSeq and is a predicted model, not a curated record. The transcript has 3 exons. Lineage: Eukaryota; Apicomplexa; Aconoidasida; Haemosporida; Plasmodiidae.